This is a messenger RNA of Hypanus sabinus (Atlantic stingray), 9547 nucleotides long. RefSeq names its product stonin 2 (gene ston2). The coding region runs from base 293 to 3334 and encodes 1013 amino acids. Gene Ontology annotation, biological process: regulation of endocytosis; synaptic vesicle endocytosis; clathrin-dependent endocytosis. Lineage: Eukaryota; Metazoa; Chordata; Chondrichthyes; Myliobatiformes; Dasyatidae. Gene Ontology annotation, molecular function: clathrin-cargo adaptor activity. Gene Ontology annotation, cellular component: synaptic vesicle; AP-2 adaptor complex. The record is from RefSeq and is a predicted model, not a curated record. The transcript is spliced from 7 exons.
GUGCGGUGUCGGAGGGGGUUGGGAGGUCCAGCGCACGCUCUGCUUUUGAAAUGUUUUUGAGGAGCGGUUCUCCCGUGAGCUGGUAUUGGGCACCCCGCAAUUAAGCGAGAGCGGCGAUGAUCAACCAAGUGACAUUUUGAAUUUGUGCCAUGAUUUUGAAAAUCGAGGAGUUGCCAAGGAAACUUAAGUUGUUCUGGAUGUUUCCUUGUGUUUGCUGGAUGACAAAAGUUGGCCUUCAACUUCACCACCACAUGGUAUUAUUCAGUGUAAUAUUGCAGUGACAAUUGCAACAAUGUUGUCUGGUAAUGUGAUAGCUACCCAGAGAUCAGCGUGGGUCUCCUUUGAUGAUACACAAUGCACAGUGGAUGGAGGAGGUUCAGUUGGAGACCACAGAAAAUAUUCCCCUGUCUCGGGUACAUUGUUUGAAGAUGAUAAUUAUCAGGAUAACACAUUUCAUGAUUCCUCUUCGUCAAUUCAACAUCAGCAUAGCACAGUGUGCAUGACGGAAACAGCAUCUGUCCCCAGUGAAUGGAUCAAGUUUGAUGAUCAGCCCUGGCCUAUUCUUUCGCCACUUCGCCCACAAUCAACAGAUUCAAGGGAACCUCCUACUUCAGAAGAAAGCUGGACUACUCAAUCUGAGGAGCCCAGCAAUCUGAGUUUGGCUCCAUCCUACACAGAUCUGCAGUCGAUUGAAACAGAAGAUUUGCCCAGUAACAGUGUUUCCAGGCCUGGCUCUCCAGAAACUGGCUCAUUUUAUCAUGAUCAUAAUGAAACAAGUGUGGAAUCAGUGAACAGACACCCAGAUAACACACAACUGAAUGAAAGCAGAAUGUCAACAACACGCUUUUCAACCUGGGUCACUUUUGACGAUGAUCCUGAACCAACACAAAAAUCACUUUUAAAACGGGGAAAUUCUCAUUGCUAUGUAGAUCAAGAAAAAGUUGAGACAUCCUUGGGGCCUAAAGGUGAUGUAGAAAAGGCAACAUCAAUAAAUAAUCUGUUGGAUUUUUCAACGAAGGAGAAGAAUGAUGUAUUUUCGCUAAAUAGACCUGCCACAAAUCCCUAUUCACCAACACGUACCACUAACCCAUUUUUGGAUGAAGCUCUACGUGAUGUCCAGCCAUCGCCAAUCAACCCAUUUCAAGCAUUCUUUGAGAAAAAGGAAAGUCCUGGUGUAAUCAAUUCAUCACAAAACAACUCUCAGAUCUGUCAGCAGGUAAAUGGAUCUGACUGUCCAUUUAGUGGUGCAAACAUCAUUAGGCAAAUAGAUUCUACUAUGACAUCCAGCAGAAAUCAAAAUGAUCAGUGGACUUCAGCUGAUUUCCAGAAUUCUUCAGAUUUAGUGUCACUAUUUUCUGAAAUAAAUAAUCAAGAGGAUUCUGUUUUCAGAAAUUCACCAGUCUCAGUUUCUGAUAUAAAAGUCAAUAACCAAAGGGAUUCUUUUGUAUUCACUAAUGCCGUGGAUCUUAUUUCCCCAUUAUCUGAUGGAAAAGCCAAUAUACAAAAGAAUUCUGCUGUUUUUGAGAGUUCUCUGGAUCCAGCCUUUCGAUUUCCAGCCGUAGACGUGGACAAUCGAAAGGACUCAGUUUUCAGAAGUUCAUCAGAUUCUGUUUCUCCACCUUCUGAUAUGAAAAUCAGUAGCCAACCAGAUUCUGUCAUGACAUUUGGUCAUUCUCCAGAUUCUCCAUUUCCUUGUUCUUACAUCAAUGGUCAAAGAGACUCCAUUAUUUUCAAUAAUUCUCUAAAUCCUACAUUUGUAGAUGACUCAAUGAAUUGUAGCCUUCAAAAUGAAGUAGUUUCUCAACUCAAACAAAUUAAUAUUAUGGAUCCAGAUCAGGUUAACUGCCCUACCUUAGCUGAUGACCCCUUCAAUUCUCCAGAGGCAGAAAGCUAUGCAGAUGACCUUUUCCAUCUUCCCCCUAGAGAUGGGUGGACAAUGAUGUUGCGAAUACCUGAGAAAAAGAACAUAAUGUCAUCAAGACACUGGGGUCCUAUAUAUGUUAAAAUGCUAGAUAAUGCACGUUUACAGCUCUUCUAUGAAAAAGGUCUUGAAAAGCCUUUUAGGGAGAUCCAGCUUCAGAAUUUCCAUGAGCUGUCUGAGCUCAAACUUCAGAAUUUUGAUGAAAAUGGAAAAAUACAUACUAUAAGAAUAGAUCAAGUAUUAUAUAAGGAAAAGCGUAAGUACCAUCCCUUGUCAACAGUAGUUCAGGCACCUGUUAGGGUGCAGGUAAUCAAACUGGGCACCACCUGUUAUGAAGAUUAUGUAAGCUUUGUAACCACAGUUCAAGAUACUCUAAUGAAACUGCCAAGUACCAGAGAAAUUUGUGCCAAUUACAUUGAAGAGGAAAUAACAGUGAAAGUACAAGAUGAAUUUCGAGGUAUUGUGGCCAAAGGAGACAACAAGCUUGUCCAACACUGUGUUGUCACUCAUAUCAGUAUUCUGGCUUUUGUUUCUGGGAUGCCAGAAUGUCGAAUAGGCCUCAAUGAUGUUCAGAUGAAAGGAAAUGAAGUUGUUUCUAGACAUGACAUUAUUCCCACAACCACAACCAAGUGGAUUAAAAUAAAUGACUGUCAUUUCCACAAAUGUGUUGAUAUUGAUGAAUUCAAUAAUUCCAGAUUAAUUAAAUUUUUACCAUUGGAUGGUCAUAAAUUUCAGUUGAUGCAUUUCAGGACUACUUUUAGUGAGAAGGCUCUUCCAUUCUCCCUUAAAACUUUGGCUUCUGUUAAGGGAGCUGAAGUGGAACUUCAGUCUUGGUUGGUGAUGUCAUCAGGAUUUGUGCCCAAUCGAGACCAGCUUGCCGCCAUGCCUUGUGAAAAUGUGAUGAUCCGGUACCCUGUCCCAAUGGACUGGGUUAAGAACUUCAGGCGAGAAGGAGUCUUGCGAGAGAAGUCACUCAAAGCUAGAGUGAAUAGAAGUGCCAGCUUUGGUAGUGCAAGCAUGUCUGGCUCUGAACCUGUAAUGAGAGUAACACUGGGAAGUGCCAAGUAUGAACAUGCUUUUAAAUCUAUUGUAUGGAGAAUCAAUAGGCUUCCAGACAAAAAUUCAGCUUCAGGACAACCGCAUUCCUUUUACUGCCACCUUGAGUUAGGAUCUGAUCGAGAAGUGCCCGCUAGUUUUGUCCACUAUGUGGAUGUGGAAUAUGACAUGCCAUGUACGUCAGCGUCAAAAACAGCAGUUAGGUCGAUCACAGUAGCUGACAAGACAGAUGUGAGAAAGUGGGUUGUUUACAAAGCACACUACAAUUAUCAGGUGGAAAUGGAACAGAGGAGGGUUCGGGCUGUGAGUGGGGAUGGUAUGGAAACUGACCAUCCAAACGAAUGUACUCAACAGUGAAGCAAUCCAAGUGCAGAAACUGUACCAUUACACUACCGUGUCGGUAUGCCUGUCUGGCAAAUAGCACAUUGCCGUCUUUGUGCAGAUUUCAACAUUUCAAUUCCUGAAGAGACCAAAAGAAAAAGGAAUUUUAAUUUUUGCAUUUGCUGGAUUUAAUAACUAAAAAUGUUGGGACAAAAUCUAUGGAUUGAACUCCUCAGUGUGUAUUAUAUGUGGGGUACUGCAUCUUCUCAUCAAAUACCACUUAAUCAAUCUUGGUUUCUGUCUUGGAUGUACAGUACUUAGAACUCGAGCAAGGACUAAACUAGGUCUCAUAGCUGGGCAACUCUUAGGCUUGCUGUUGCACCUUUUCUUUUUUCUGAAAACACAGUCACGUGGCUGCAGGCAGCAGGUCUCCUUCUCCUGUCAUCCUGUUCGGCACUUGUGCAUCUCCGAUUGGGAUUUUCUGUUGAAGAAGGGCUCACUGGUCCUUUUGUGGGUUGUUCGGGAAUGAAAAAAAAAUUAAAGAUACAUUGUUUCCUUUUUAAAAUUCUACUGAGAUUGUGAAAAUUCAAAAAAAAUCUGAUGUUUUUUGUUUGAAAAUUUGAAAUAUUAUCUUUAGAUGAAUGAAAUGUGCUCUGACUUUAGGAAAGAAUUUCUUGCUGUAGCAGCAGGAAAAACUGAUAGAAUAUUGCAUUUUUGUAUUCCUCAUGUACUACUUGCAGUCCUUAGUAACCUGACUAGUUAUUGGGUAAAUGCAUUACCCGGAGUUACACAUGGGAUAGCCAGUGAUGCCAAGAAUAGGUGUUUGGUGAUCCACAUUUCAAGCCCCAGUCAGUGCUGAGUUUACUGAUCUUUUCCAGGUAACAAUAGGAUCAGUACAAUCACCUCAGUGUCUUUGGUAUUACUGGCCUUGAUGCCUUUGGGCUAGCAAAAAUUUAAGAGUCACAGACAAAUACAGCAAAGAAAUGUAUUUUUUGGCCCACUGAGUCUGGCCAUUUUGACACUAGUCCUACCCUACCCAUUUUAUUUUUCUCACAUUCCAAACAACUCUUCCAAUCCUGGAGGAACUAAGUAGGUUGAGCAGCAUCUGUGGGGAGAAAGGAAUUGUUGACAUUUCAGGUCAAAACACUGCACGAGUUUCAGACACUAUGCCUUAUACCAGGGUCAGCUUUGCAAUGGGGAAUUAACCCACUAAUCUUCACUUAUCAUGAGAGGCAGGAAAGACGGUAACCAACAGCAGUGCAGCGGUCACUGAAAUUGCUUUAUAGCACCAGCGAUCACUGAUCAGGGUUCAAAUCCUGCACUGUCUGUGAGGAGUUUGUACGUUCUCCUUAUGACUGUGUGUUUUUUCCAGGUGCUCCAGUUUCCUCCCACAUUCCAAAGAUCAGGGGAAGUGAGUUAUCAAUACCAGAAGCAUGCUGACACUUGCAGGCUGCCCCAGCAUGUCACAAAUAAUGACGCAAACUUUCACUGCAAGUUAUAUGUACUGCAUUGCUCAUAAUCAUAGAAUGCUACAGCAUGGAAACAGGCCCUUUGGCCCAGCUAGUCAAUGCUGAACUAUUAUUCUGCUUAGUCCCAUCCAUCUGCACACAAACCAGAGCUCUCCAUAUCCCUCCCAUCCACGUACCUAUCCAAUUUUCUCUUAAAUAUUGAAAUCAAGUCCGCAUACACCUAACCUGCUGGCAGCCUGUUCCCAACUCUCACCACCAUUUUAGUUCCCCCCGAUAUUUUGUCAUCGUGCAUUCCUUUUGCCUUACCUGUCUUCCCCAAAAAGUUACACCUAAAAGGUUAGAAAGGAACUUUAAUAUUUCUUUACAAUGUAGAAGUCCAUUCCCAUCAAUCCCCUUCUAUCAGUUCCUUCCCUAUAGCCCCAUACUCCCUUUCAUGUCCUUCAACACCCCCUCAUUUUCCUGCCAUGCAUCUCCACAAGGAUAGUUUCACUGCACCUGAUUAACCUACGAACCUGACUUUGGGAUGUGGGGGGAAAAUGGAGUGCUCGGGUGGAGCCUAUGCAAACACAGCUGAGAACGCACAAACUCGACACAACAGUGCUGAGGUCAGAUUCUAACUCAGGUCACUAACUGCUCCCUCACUGGGCUGCUCUUAGAGAAAACCAAUUAAUUCUUGGGCUGGGAGCAGGGAGGAUGAUAAGAUAUAAUAUGAUGUAAGAGAUGAUAAUCAUAAGAUAUGAUAAUAUCUCUGUAUUAGUAUCAUCAACAAGAUGUGUAAAAGAUUCUGAUCUAAAGAUUAGCUUUAUUUGUCACUUAUACACAGAAACAUACAGUAUCAAAUGAAAUCAGAGUGGAUUGUGCUGGGUACAGCCGCAAAUUUUGUUCUGGUACCUGCUCACAACUCCCAACCCUAAACAUGCGUAUUUGGUCUGUGGGAGGAAACCAGAGCACCUGGACGAAACACAAAUAGUCAUGGGGAGAAUGUACGAACUCCUUACAUGCAGCAGCCCAAGCUUACUGUUUUACUUACGGCUGCUGUCUGUUACUCACUACACUUGAGCAAAAUUUAAGGAGUGGAAGUUGUGGGACUUGAGAAAAUAUUUAUUAAAAGUGUUGCUUUUUUAUGAUUUGAAUGUUCUGCAGGCUACUGAACUACCAAGGAGUUAAGGUGACUUAAGUUUGGAGGGAAAACUAGAAUAUUGAAAUGUCUGUGAAGGUCAUUGUAUAUCAAGCAGUAGUAAAUCAAGGCGACUAGACUUGCUGUGUUGUCUAGAAGAUGUCUCGCCACUCGUCCGAGAGGCUUCAGUUCUAAUCCAUGGUGGGUAGUUUUCCGGUUUAUAAACUCUGUGAGUUGUUUAAAGGUAUAGCAAUCAUGUGAGGGUCGUUAAGAGUGGUAGAGAUAAUUAGUCUUAUCUUUGCAUGACUGAAAGUGUGAACUGUUGUGGAGAUGCCGGGGUAAAGAUGUUAGGACUACAUUGUAGGUAACUGAUAGGUGGUAUUGAAACAGAAUAUUGAACUGGAACCAUAAUUUGAGUUUUAUAGUGAGGUAUGUUCUUCUGCUGCUGUUUGCCAUGAAUUACAUUUCAAAUGCAGUAGGUGAACAACAUGGAACCAAGUAUACAGUAUUGUUCAGAGGGAGCAGUUUAUGAAAGCUCGAUAGUUCUGUAAGUGCCUAGUAUGUCAGCACAUGAAAUAAAAGGCUUUCCAGCUGUUAAUGCUUAAAAGGGAUGUUACUCCUUUUUGAUAGGUUCAAUGUAUCUAAUCUGCUUUAGUGUUUUGACUUUAAUUUUGGACAUCCAACACUCCACAGUCUGAGGCUAACCUCUUGUACCAUCACAUAUAUGCAGGCCCUUUAGCCCAUCUAGUUCAUGCUGAACUAUUAAUAUGCCUGGUGCCAACAUUCUGCAUGUCAUCCCCUUCCCAUCGGUGUACCUAUACAAGUUUCUGUUGCAUGUUGAAAUCGAGCCCACAUCUACUACUUUGUUCCACAUUCUUACCACCUUCUGAGUGAUGUAGUUCCCCCCAUGUUUCCCUUAACUAUUUCACCUUUAACCCAUAAUCUCUAGUUUUAGUCUCACCCAAUCUCAGUGGAAAAAGUCUGCUUGCAUUUACCCUAUCUAUACCCCUCAUAAUUUAAUAUCCCUCUAUCAAAUCUCCCCUUAAUCUCCUACACUCCAAGGAGUAUGUGCCUCCUAAACACUCAUUCCUUUUCUGAUGGUUUCAAGAUCCUGGGAACAUGCACUUUUAAAUCUCUAAAAACCUCUGUAUCCUCCAAUGCCCACCACUCAUCAUGCAUCUCUUUUGCCCCACCUGUCCUCUCCAAAAAAGUUACAUUGUAUCACUCUUGAUUUGAAUCAAUUUUCCACUCUGUUUGGCCACCAUACCCAUGUAUUGAUAACUUCCUGUAGCUGUGAUCUUUCUUCCUAUCAACCAAGUGGUGUCCCUAGAUUUAUCCAAAAUAAAAUAUAAAUCCCAAAUUGCUGAGUAACAACCCCUACAGAAAGUGCUGCUCAUACUCCCCUGGUCUCUGAAAUUCCCUUCAACCAAUUUUGCCUCUGAAAUGAGCUCUCUCCACUCCACUCUUCGACCCUCAUUCUUCUGAUCAGUCUGCAACUUGGGAUACCCACCAAAUGGUCUGCCAAAAUUCAUGACUGCUUUAUCAAGUGUCCCAUCCUCACUUUCAAGCCUUGGUACUGCCUCAAAGUUACCUUGGUCAGACUGUGAUCCUCCUCAGACAAGUCCGUGUUGACUUCUGACUAUCCCUGUCUAAAUUGUGUAUCUCUAGACACUGAUAUACCAUCCCAACUUGUUCACCAUCAAUGUCAAACCAAGACUCAAAGAUAUAUUUUAUCUUGGCUUGGUGAAUAUCCUUUUCGCUCUUUCUCUCUCUCUCGGUCCCCACCCUCUUUAUCUUUCCCUCUCUCAAUCACCCUUUCUCACCAUCUAGAUAUUUAUGGAAAGGGCUUGUUUGACUUUACCUGCUGAUAUUAACCCCUGAAUCACUUCCAGACUUUCUGCUUUGUUGAAUUGUUGUGACAUUCGCAGACUUACCAUUUCUACUUUUGUGCCCUAUCCUGGGAGUGCAAGAACUCACUUUUUAAAUAUUUGUUCUGAACCUUCUCUUUUUCCCUCAUUGGUCUUAUAUUAAAUACGUCAGACCCCAGUAUUAGAUUUUUAGUUCAGCCAGCUGUAAUAUAAAUAUCCUGCGUUGCACACUGCCACACCAAGAUACACCGCAAGGAUUAGAAAGUUGGAGUCUGGGAGCAGGCAGCCCUUUAGGCUUUAGCACCACAGUUAAAUACCCAAUCAUGUCAGUUGUAACAAAGUCAAAGUAAAAUACAUUUAUGUCACCAUAUACUAUUUUCUUACAGGCAUAUACAGGAAAAUAAAGAAAUACAAUAGAAUUUAUGAAAAACUAUACAGAAUAACUGACAAACAACAAAUGUGCAAAAGAAGACAUACAGUGGGAAUUUAAAAUAAAUAAAUAAAUAGAAACGGCGGCGUGAGUUGUAGAGUCCUUGACAAUGAGUCGGUAGGUUGUGAAAUCAGUUCAAGUUAAGAUGAAUGAACUUAUCCAUGCCAGUUCAGGAGCCUGAUGGAUAUAGGUUAAUAACUAUUACUGAUUGUGGUGGUGUGGGACCUAAGGCCCCUCUACCUCCUAGAGGACAUAGCUUGAAUGGUUGGGGUCCUUGAUGAUUGAUUCUGCUUUCUUGUGGUGCCACUCCUUGUGUAGAUAUUCUUAAUGGUGUGCAGGGCUUUUCCUGUGGAGGACUGGGUUGUGUCCACCACUUUUUGUAGACUUUUACAUUCCUGUGCAUUGGUGUUUCUAUACCAGGCUGUGAUGCAACCUGUUGGGAUACUCUCCACUGUGCAUUGAAAGAAGUUGGUCAGUCUGAGGUUCCAUUUAAAAACAUUUGUUGAAGUUUUUGUCCUCCUUUGCCCUGGAGGAUAAAUUGCCUGGCUCUGUAUCAUGGUGAAAAGGACAUACUCCUUCAUAGACAUUUAGCUGAUUGCAUUCAGUUAAAGAAAGAAAUCUCUGGUAAUGACCAAAUUGGAAUGCAUAGAUACAGGAAAACUUUCACUGAAGGUGUAAAGAUCAACUUGUAGCACAGCGUGUGUGCGUAGAGAUAGAGACAAAGACAUUGGAGCAUUUAAGAAAUUCUUGCGUAGGCACUUGGGCAGUGUAGGAGGAAAGGGUUAAAGAAGGUUAAAAGGUCAGCACAACAUCGUGGGCCAAAGGACCUGUACUGUGUGGUAGUAUUCUGUGUUCUACAUUCUACGCAUGGUGAAGAUAUUUAACAUUUUUUCACAUAAAUUUAAAAUAAGUAAUUUUACUCCAGUCCUAUAUUCACUGAGACAUUGGGAUUCUUCCAAUUCUGCCCCCUGAUAUUCCAUCAUUGGCAGUCACUUAUCCAAUCACCAAACCACAGCAAUUCCACCCCUUGUCCCGCUGGAUCACUCCAUGAAACCCGGACCAUUACCCAUCUUAACAUUUCCUAAUGUGACUUGCUGACAUUUUUCCCCCUGUUAGGACACCAGUGAAACCCCUUGGAACAUUUGACUUGCUUGGAAGUGCCAUAUGAUUUUUAUUUUAGGAUUAUGAAAAUUAGUUUGAUUAAUUUUUUUUAAAAGAAGAAAGAAAGAUCAAUGCUAGGCUACCAACAAAAUACAUCUGUCAAUACUCUUUGCACUUCUAUCUGUUUUAGGUGUAUGGUAAUGAAACUUCCAUAUGUAACUGGUGAUUAUUGUAUUUUUAAAUAAAUGUUUGGAGUGGCCAGCA